UUACAUCAGCCCACAGAGUUCUGGAGAAAGCAGCUGACAGACCGUUGGAUUCAAAGCAAAGGGCUCGGAUCUGGACGUCCUGCUUCUACGCUCCCACUGGAAAUAUCUGAACUAACUCUGCUAUCUUUGGACAAAUGGUCUAAAAGGGAAGAAUCAUUCAAGUCAGAAGCAGGUCCAUGUUUUGGGGAUGAAGCUCCGGCGGGACAUGCACUUCCUCCUCCUACUGAGCCUGCUGGGACCGGCCUCAUCCCAGGUUAACCCAGGAGUGUGUCGGUACCCUCUGGGCAUGUCAGGAGGACAGAUCCAGGACGAGGACAUCUCUGCUUCCAGUCAGUGGUCCGAGUCUACAGCGGCCCGAUAUGGACGGCUGGACUUUGAGGAGGGUGAUGGGGCGUGGUGUCCCGAGAUCACUGUAGAACCAGAUCAUCUGAAUGAGUUUCUUCAGAUAGACCUGAGAUCUCUGCACUUCAUCACUCUGGUGGGCACCCAAGGGCGACACGCGGGUGGCAUCGGCAACGAGUUCGCCCAAAUGUACAAGAUCAAGUACAGCCGUGAUGGGAGCAGGUGGAUCUCCUGGAGGAACAGACAGGGCAAGCAGGUGAUUGAAGGAAAUAGAAAUGCCUAUGACAUCGUCCUGAAGGACCUGGAGCCCCCGAUAGUCGCCCGGUUUGUACGGUUUAUGCCCGUGACGGACCACUCCAUGAACGUGUGCAUGAGGGUGGAGCUGUACGGCUGCGAAUGGCUUGAUGGUCUGGUCUCAUAUAAUGCCCCCAUUGGAGAACACAUGACUUUGGCUGGCUCCUCUGUUUAUCUGAACGAUUCUGUCUACGAUGGAGCACUCGUUCACAGUAUGACAGAGGGCCUGGGCCAGCUCACUGAUGGAGUGUGUGGUUUGGACGAUUUCACAGUCAGUCGUGUCUACAGUGUGUGGCCUGGUUAUGACUAUGUGGGCUGGAACAACGAGAGCUUUCCAAAUGGAUAUGUUGAAAUCAUGUUUGAGUUCGACCGCACACGCAACUUUACCUCCAUGAAGGUUCACUGUAACAACAUGGUUUCAAAGCAUGUUAAAGUCUUCAGGCAGGUGGUCUGCUACUUCAGAUCAGACUUGGACUGGGAGGUUUCGCCCCUGAGCUUUAGUCCAGUGGAGCACCUGACAAACUCCAAUGCACACUUUGUGACUGUGAACCUCGCCCACCACAUGGCCUCUGCCAUCAAGUGCCAGUUCUACUUCUCUGAGGCCUGGAUGCUUUUCAGUGAAAUCACCUUCCAGUCAGAUACAGCAAUGUACAACACAACACUGGCACCAUCAAAGCCUAAAUUACCAUCAAAUACACAACCAGAGGACGAUCCCACUCACAAAGUGGACGACAGUAAUACUCGCAUUUUGAUUGGUUGUUUGGUGGCCAUUAUCUUCAUCCUUGUGGCCAUCAUCGUCAUCAUCUUGUGGAGACAAGUGUGGCAGAAAAUGCUGGAAAAGGCCACUCGUCGGAUGCUGGACGAUGAACUAACUGCUAGUUUGUCAAUACAGAGCGAGACAUUCACCUACAGCCAUAACAACAACCCUCAGUCCAGUUCGGUCAGUGAGCAAGAGUCCAGCUCCACCUACGAGAGGAUCUUCCCCCUGGGCCCGGACUACCAGGAACCCUCUCGCCUCAUAUCCAAACUGCCCGAGUUCACUCAGACCUCAGAGGAGCCAGCAUCUUCUAGUACAGCUGCCUCUAAGUCCACCAUAUCCACAGUGGUCCAAGACAGCGUCCCUCACUAUGCAGAGGCCGACAUUGUAAAUCUCCAGGGAGUAACCGGAGGCAACACUUAUGCUAUCCCAGCUGUCACCAUGGACCUGCUCUCAGGGAAAGAUGUAGCCGUGGAAGAGUUUCCACGAAAAUUACUGACAUUCAAAGAAAAACUCGGAGAGGGACAGUUUGGAGAGGUACACUUGUGUGAAGCAGAGGGGAUGCAAGAGUUUAUGAAUAAAGAGUUUAAAUUUGACUACCCCGAAGAGGAGCCUGUUUUAGUGGCUGUGAAGAUGCUUCGCUCAGAUGCCAAUAAAAAUGCAAGAAAUGACUUCCUAAAGGAGAUUAAGAUCAUGUCUCGUCUGAAGGACCCAAAUAUUGUGCGUCUUUUAGCAGUGUGCAUCUACAGCGAUCCCCUGUGUAUGAUCACUGAGUACAUGGAGAACGGAGAUCUCAACCAGUUUCUAUCAAAGCACGAGCCUGAGGGACAACUGGCCCUGCUCAGCAACGCUCCCACUGUCAGGUACAGCAAUGCAUGA
Periophthalmus magnuspinnatus is the source of this 2272-nucleotide messenger RNA. Its product is annotated as discoidin domain-containing receptor 2-like. Gene Ontology annotation, molecular function: collagen binding; protein tyrosine kinase collagen receptor activity; ATP binding. Gene Ontology annotation, cellular component: signaling receptor complex. Gene Ontology annotation, biological process: positive regulation of kinase activity; multicellular organism development; cell surface receptor protein tyrosine kinase signaling pathway. The record is from RefSeq and is a predicted model, not a curated record. Lineage: Eukaryota; Metazoa; Chordata; Actinopteri; Gobiiformes; Gobiidae.